AAUUGUUACUUGCUACAUUGACCACCAUCUAUAAAACAGCAUGGCUACAGCUUCAACUGUACUGGCUUUGUUCCAGGGCAUUGCAACUAAUAAAGAUGUGAAGGCCAACCUGAGCAAGAUGAGAGAGCAGACUAUCAAGGCAAAGGAAGCAGGAGCAUCUAUUAUAGUCUUCCCUGAACUGUUUCUAACUGGCUAUUAUUUAACUGCUGAGGAGAUGAGGGACGUAGCACAGCCAAACACUGGAGAAGCUUUUCAAGAGUUGUCAGCACUUGCUAAAGAGACCGGAGUGGCUAUACUGUACGGCUAUCCAGAGAGAGUCAUCUCAGAAGAUGGUUUCAAAUGCUACAACUCUGCUCAGCUUAUUGACAAGGAGGGCCAAUCAAUCCUCAACCAUCGAAAGGUCCACCUUUGGAUCGAUGACGAGGGAUAUCGAUGGGAAGAUGUUUUUACACCAGCAGAGAAUUUCUCAGAGAUUGUCGAGUGUUGUGGCUUCAAGAUCGGUGUUUUGAUUUGCUACGAUGUUGAGUUUCCUGAGGCUGUGCGUACGCUAGUACUAAGAGGAGCUAACCUCAUUCUAGUGCCUACAGCAGUUGCUGACCAGUGGAUAAGGCCGCUGGUUGAGCACGUCAUUCCAGCUAGAGCCUACGAGAAUAGAGUACAUGUGGCUUAUGUGAACAAUACUGGCUCUAGAUUCGAUGGUAAAAGUGUGUGCUGCAAUGAGAAUGGAGAGACUAUAGCAUCAGCAGGAGAAGGGGAGGAGAUGGUGAUGGCCACGGUGACUCUUAGUGGAGCCAAGAGCUGGCAUGUUAGGGACAGGAGACCAGCAUUGUACGAGAAAUAAGCUGAUGUAUGUACGGACCUUCAUUAUACGUAGAGUAAUACAUAUAGCUACAUUAUCAGUUAGAUUGCAAGUGUCAUGAUUAUUGUGUACCUUGUAGUACGCAUG
Halichondria panicea is the source of this 946-nucleotide messenger RNA. Its product is annotated as hydrolase in pqqF 5'region-like. The coding region runs from base 41 to 841 and encodes 266 amino acids. Lineage: Eukaryota; Metazoa; Porifera; Demospongiae; Suberitida; Halichondriidae. The record is from RefSeq and is a predicted model, not a curated record. The transcript has a single exon. Gene Ontology annotation, molecular function: N-carbamoylputrescine amidase activity.